GGCCGCGCCUGCGCGCUGGGCAGAGGGCCAUGGCCUGCCACCGGGGCCGGGCCGAGCGCUGCGAGUACCGGGUGUCGGAGCCGCGGCUGCACCCGCACGGCUUCACCGAGUACCGGGUGACGGCGCGGAUCAUUUCAAAGAAGACAGCAGAAGUCAAAGAGGUGACGGUGUUCAAGCGCUACAGCGACUUCAAAAAGCUGCACAGUGAGCUGUCCUACAUCCACAGGAAUCUGUUCCGGAAGCUGGAGGAGUUCCCUCCCUUUCCGAAGGCCCAGGUGUUCGGGCGCUUUGACGCCGCGGUCAUCGAAGAUCGUCGCCGAUGCGCCGAGGAGCUGCUGCAGUUCACGGUCGACAUCCCGGCCCUCUCUAACAGCCCGCAGCUGAGGGACUUCUUCAAGGUGCCCGACCGCAGUGUGUGUGUGUGGGGGGGGGGGGGCCUCGCUGUCUGAAGGUGCCAUGAGGUUCGGCCGCUCUCCCUCCAAGUGUCAAAGAGCCCGCAGCCCCCUAAAGUGGCCUUUCUGCCCGAUACCCUGUUGUUGGUCUUUGGAGAGCACAGCGUUCCCCUCAGAUCUGAUAAGUGCUGAUGCCUGUGUGGUGGAUUCCUGUUAAAGGGGACACAUUGCCCCAAUUAGCUGAUGUUUCAUGGGGGCAGUUAGAAGUGUGAAAAAAGACAAACCACUGUUUAAUUGAAGAAUUAUGUAUUUAAAUAAAAUACAGGAUAAAUUAAAACGCUAGCAGUAGACAGCCGUACUGUAAAACUGUACUGGUUCCUGAUAGUUAUGGAUCGAGGAACUCACCCAGUUUUGUGCAGAGAAUUGACUGCCUUCACACAGUGCUUUUGAUGACUAUGUCCUCCAAAUCUUUAUUCUCAUUGUAACAUUCAAGAUGAUUGCCGACACCUUCAAAUUUUCCGUAGGUCCUAACUUGGUGAAAUCUUUUUGUUUUCACUCUGGGGGCUGUUUCAGGGUUCUCCAAGCCUGAAUGCUUGAAACCACAGUCAGCAAAGCAGUUCUGAAUGGUCUGGCUGCUUAAUUCCCGCAAACUAACGGGGUGACAAAAAUCACAGUUUUUCCGGCAGUAGCACUCGCCACUGAUGCUAAUUAAAAACUGCUUGCUGUCAGCAUAGUGUCACAUCUGAUAGCCACACAAGUGCACGCGACUGACGCCAGUUCGUAACUGUUCGGCGACAGUCUCCUGCUCCGGCCAAGGCAACCCCAGCCAGUUUCUCGAUUAGUUUCUGUUCUUUACAAGUUCUGCCAAAUACGUGGCUACCCUGAUUAUCCGUAAUCCGCUGUGCGUCUUCUCCACCUCGUUGGGAACAGCGGUCUAGAUUCUCCUGGCUGUGCUGCAGUCUGAUGGACUAGCAGAUUAAUAGUUCGAGACAGACAAGGUGGGCUGUGUUCCGCAACUGAUACCACUGUAGAGUUGAACACCAUAUCGAUGUUGACGAUCAGGCACCCAGAUCUGCUAAACCCUUUUUCCACUGCCUGAUCUGUAGCUUUCUGUGCCCUGGCAUUUCAAAUGUUGGUCUGGAAAUGUCUGUUUACCCUCUGCCCUCUCUGGGAGUUCUUUCCAACACACCCCACACCCAGGGAGAAGUGUUUUCCUCCGAUCUUCUUGAACCGUGAUGUCCCUGCUGGGGCAGAUAAUUUCUCACAAUGCCUCUCAUGAUGUCAUACCCCACUAUUAAGUUCCCCCCUCAGCCUCCUCCAAGGUCCCACCCGCUGCCCCCCCAAUUCCCUUGAGAUUGUGAAUGGGUGACCACUGAUUGCCCACCCUCCGGGCAGAGGAGAAGGUGUUCCCUCUCCUUAUUACCUCUCUGUUUCCCACACUCGAGGGAGGUCCGCCAUCUUGCUGGGGACAGCCAGCGUUCGGUGAAGUUCCAGUGCCAUGGUCACUGAAUAGUGAGAGCGAUGCAGACCAUUCAGCCCAGCGGGUGCAUGCCAGCCAUGCCAGCCGAUGUCACUCUUGCCUUCCUUGUUACUCUGCAACAGCUACCAGCCCUCCCACCCAGUGCCCUCACGCACACACCAGUCACAGCGGCUGAUAAACCCACCCAGUGUCUCACCCGCACACCAGUCACAGCGGCUGAUAAACCCACCCAGUGUCUCACCCGCACACCAGUCACAGCGGCUGAUAAACCCACCCAGUGUCUCACCCGCACACCAGUCACAGCGGCUGAUAAACCCACCCAGUGUCUCACCCGCACACCAGUCACAGCGGCUGAUAAACCCACCCAGUGUCUCACCCGCACACCAGUCACAGCGGCUGAUAAACCCACCCAGUGUCUCACCCGCACACCAGUCACAGCGGCUGAUAAACCCACCCAGUGUCCUCACCCGCACACCAGUCACAGCGGCUGAUAAACCCACCCAGUGUCUCACCCGCACACCAGUCACAGCGGCUGAUAAACCCACCCACUGCCCUCACCCGCACACCAGUCACAGCGGCUGAUAAACCCACCCACUGCCCUCACCCGCACACCAGUCACAGCGGCUGAUAAACCCACCCACUGCCCUCACCCGCACACCAGUCACAGCGGCUGAUAAACCCACCCAGUGUCUCACCCGCACACCAGUCACAGCGGCUGAUAAACCCACCCAGUGUCUCACCCGCACACCAGUCACAGCGGCUGAUAAACCCACCCAGUGUCUCACCCGCACACCAGUCACAGCGGCUGAUAAACCCACCCAGUGCCCUCACCCGCACACCAGUCACAGCGGCUGAUAAUCCCACCCAGUGUCUCACCCGCACACCAGUCACAGCGGCUGAUAAACCCACCCAGUGUCUCACCCGCACACCAGUCACAGCGGCUGAUAAUCCCACCCAGUGUCCUCACCCGCACACCAGUCACAGCGGCUGAUAAACCCACCCAGUGUCUCACCCGCACACCAGUCACAGCGGCUGAUAAACCCACCCAGUGCCCUCACCCGCACACCAGUCACAGCGGCUGAUAAACCCACCCACUGCCCUCACCCGCACACCAGUCACAGCGGCUGAUAAACCCACCCAGUGUCUCACCCGCACACCAGUCACAGCGGCUGAUAAUCCCACCCUGUGCCCUCACCCGCACACCAGUCACAGCGGCUGAUAAACCCACCCAGUGUCUCACCCGCACACCAGUCACAGCGGCUGAUAAACCCACCCACUGCCCUCACCCGCACACCAGUCACAGCGGCUGAUAAACCCACCCAGUGUCUCACCCGCACACCAGUCACAGCGGCUGAUAAACCCACCCAGUGCCCUCACCCGCACACCAGUCACAGCGGCUGAUAAACCCACCCAGUGUCUCACCCGCACACCAGUCACAGCGGCUGAUAAACCCACCCAGUGUCUCACCCGCACACCAGUCACAGCGGCUGAUAAACCCACCCAGUGCCCUCACCCGCACACCAGUCACAGCGGCUGAUAAUCCCACCCAGUGUCUCACCCGCACACCAGUCACAGCGGCUGAUAAACCCACCCAGUGUCUCACCCGCACACCAGUCACAGCGGCUGAUAAACCCACCCAGUGCCCUCACCCGCACACCAGUCACAGCGGCUGAUAAACCCACCCACUGCCCUCACCCGCACACCAGUCACAGCGGCUGAUAAUCCCACCCAGUGUCUCACCCGCACACCAGUCACAGCGGCUGAUAAACCCACCCAGUGUCUCACCCGCACACCAGUCACAGCGGCUGAUAAUCCCACCCUGUGCCCUCACCCGCACACCAGUCACAGCGGCUGAUAAACCCACCCAGUGUCUCACCCGCACACCAGUCACAGCGGCUGAUAAACCCACCCUGUGUCUCACCCGCACACCAGUCACAGCGGCUGAUAAACCCACCCACUGCCCUCACCCGCACACCAGUCACAGCGGCUGAUAAACCCACCCAGUGUCUCACCCGCACACCAGUCACAGCGGCUGAUAAACCCACCCAGUGUCUCACCCGCACACCAGUCACAGCGGCUGAUAAACCCACCCACUGCCCUCACCCGCACACCAGUCACAGCGGCUGAUAAACCCACCCAGUGUCUCACCCGCACACCAGUCACAGCGGCUGAUAAACCCACCCAGUGUCUCACCCGCACACCAGUCACAGCGGCUGAUAAACCCACCCAGUGCCCUCACCCGCACACCAGUCACAGCGGCUGAUAAACCCACCCAGUGUCUCACCCGCACACCAGUCACAGCGGCUGAUAAACCCACCCAGUGUCUCACCCGCACACCAGUCACAGCGGCUGAUAAACCCACCCAGUGCCCUCACCCGCACACCAGUCACAGCGGCUGAUAAACCCACCCAGUGCCCUCACCCGCACACCAGUCACAGCGGCUGAUAAACCCACCCAGUGUCUCACCCGCACACCAGUCACAGCGGCUGAUAAACCCACCCAGUGUCUCACCCGCACACCAGUCACAGCGGCUGAUAAACCCACCCAGUGUCUCACCCGCACACCAGUCACAGCGGCUGAUAAACCCACCCAGUGUCUCACCCGCACACCAGUCACAGCGGCUGAUAAACCCACCCAGUGUCUCACCCGCACACCAGUCACAGCGGCUGAUAAACCCACCCAGUGCCCUCACCCGCACACCAGUCACAGCGGCUGAUAAACCCACCCAGUGUCUCACCCGCACACCAGUCACAGCGGCUGAUAAACCCACCCAGUGUCUCACCCGCACACCAGUCACAGCGGCUGAUAAACCCACCCACUGCCCUCACCCGCACACCAGUCACAGCGGCUGAUAAACCCACCCAGUGUCUCACCCGCACACCAGUCACAGCGGCUGAUAA
Molecule: messenger RNA, 4772 nt
Organism: Hypanus sabinus (Atlantic stingray)
Lineage: Eukaryota; Metazoa; Chordata; Chondrichthyes; Myliobatiformes; Dasyatidae
Product: sorting nexin-15-like
Exons: 4
Coding region: 30-449 (139 amino acids)
Molecular function (GO): phosphatidylinositol binding
Source: RefSeq, a predicted model, not a curated record